Molecule: messenger RNA, 1202 nt
Organism: Penicillium lagena
Lineage: Eukaryota; Fungi; Ascomycota; Eurotiomycetes; Eurotiales; Aspergillaceae
Product: Zn(II)2Cys6 transcription factor domain-containing protein
Exons: 3
Coding region: 12-1202 (396 amino acids)
Biological process (GO): regulation of transcription by RNA polymerase II
Molecular function (GO): zinc ion binding; DNA-binding transcription activator activity, RNA polymerase II-specific
Source: RefSeq, a predicted model, not a curated record
GCCGGCCCCAUAUGCCAGACCCCUCAACCUCAAUCCAAAAGCCCAGAAAACGGCGUUUUCACAAUAAAUCCCGCCAAGGAUGCGGAAAUUGCAAGCUGCGCCGUGUGAAGUGCGAUGAAACACGUCCUCAAUGCCAAAAAUGCCGCUCCUUCGGUGUCUGGUGCAAUUAUGCCGCUCCCAAUCGGUCGAACCCGCUGGCCCUUGAGGUCGACGCGCCGGCGCCUGUGAGCUCCGAUGGCGUGCGAAAAUUACGGCUGGAUCGUGAUGAUGUGCGCCGGUUGGCGGGCUUUCAGCAGCGGCAGACGGUUUUGACGAUUGUUAAUGUUUUUCAGGAGGAUGUGUUGCGGCUUGCUCUUGUUGUAGGCACUACGUCCGACCUCUCUCUCUCCCCCUCUCUCUAUGACCUAUCCCCACAGAUAGAAAUACCUCCAUGUAUGAAUCCCUACCUAAUGCACACAGUGCUAGCCAUGUCCGCCAUGCACGACCGAUACCUCCAAACCCCAUGUCCAGGAGUUCCAAGCAUUUUCGAGAUCUACCACUCAGCACAAUGCGCCUCGCUCCUAAACCAAAAACUCUCAGAGCCCAUCACCCCCCAAGACCGCGAUCCGCUCUGGAUGGCAGUCACGUUUCUGGGAAUCAUCACCUUCUCCUCGCUGAAUACGAGCCACCCCUCGCACGCGUGGCCGUUGCGCGCUGCCGAUCCCUCCGAUCUGGAGUGGGUGCGCAUGGCUGAGACGAAGAUGGCUGUUAUGCACCUUGCGGAGCCGAGAAGGGGGGAUAGUUUGUUUCGGGCAAUGGUGGAGGAGUACUCCACGAUGUUUGAUCCUGUCUCUUCUUCGGCCGGUGCGAUACCGUACUCGCUGGAGAGGGUGUGUCUGUUGAAUGAGAGUUCGUCCAAGGAGAAUAAUCCUUACUUUACUGCUGUGCGCACACUUGUUCCCCUUCUUGGCAGGAGGGGUAGAGUUACGCGGAGUAUGGUGUUGGCGUUUUCGAGCCAGAUGGAGCCCGUGUUUAAGAUGUUGCUUAAACAGAAGGAUCCUGUUGCGCUGCUGUUGUUGGCAAUGUGGUAUGACAAGGCCGCUCAGAUUAUCUGGUGGGUUCGGCAUCGCGCGAACGUCGAGUGUCGUGCGAUUUGUUUGUAUUUGCAGCGGAAGCAUGGGAAAGAUCGGGAGAUUCUGGAUAUGCUGCCUAUACCGUCAUAA